Molecule: messenger RNA, 1061 nt
Organism: Phycodurus eques (leafy seadragon)
Lineage: Eukaryota; Metazoa; Chordata; Actinopteri; Syngnathiformes; Syngnathidae
Product: beta-2-glycoprotein 1-like
Exons: 8
Coding region: 9-1061 (350 amino acids)
Source: RefSeq, a predicted model, not a curated record
UCCUCAGGAUGGAAUACAUUUUCAAUGUGCUGCUUCUCGGCACAUUUUUUACGCUUGUGACAGCACAAAAAGGCAACGUAUGUUUAAUGCCCGAGUUGGAUGCCAACAUUGAAACAGUGAAUCAGCAGAGGUACUUUGGCCCCGGUGCAGAGUUAGCACUGACUUGUAAACUGGGAUACACGUCCAUGUUGGGCCCUCGGAAAAUUGUAUGUACUGAGAAUGGAAAUUGGACUGGAACCAAAUUCAUGUGCAUUGCAAAACGUUGUCCUUAUCCUGACCCACUGUCCAAUGGAGAACUGCACUAUGAGGAUACGGUGUACCAGAGUAUAAUCAACUAUACCUGUCAUGAGGGGUACACCCUGUCUGGACCCAACACUGUUAAAUGCCAAGCAAAUGGAACAUGGAGCACAUCAGUACCAGAGUGCAAACCUGUGUCCUGUGGUCUUGCUCCAAUCCCAAAGUUUGGUCUUAUCAGUUUCAACAAGAAGGUCAGAGAAAACACAACUUAUUUUGGCACCCAUGGGACAUAUAAGUGCCUGCCUCCAUACGUCCUCUUUGGAAACGCUCAUGCAGAGUGCACUGCCAGCGGCAACUGGACCAAGACACCCAAAUGUCAAGUGGUCACGUGCCCUACACCAGAGAACAUUUUCAAUGGUUACAUGUCCAGCAACGAGCAGCGAAAUUACGAAUUCAUGGAGACAAUGCAGUAUGGAUGCAAUGGUGACUAUGUGCUGGCAGGAACCUUCCAAAUUGUUUGCCAGAAGAAUGGAGAUUGGUCUGAAAAACCAGCCUGUAAAGCUCCUUGUAGCGUUGACAUAAAAAGAGGAAGAAUACUGUACAAAGAAAAAAAACUCUGGAUUGCAGACCUCGAGCCAAACAAAGUCUUCCAUAAUGACAUUGUAUCAGUCUACUGCUUGGACAAGGUCAGGAAGUGCGGCUAUGCUGUGUCAACUCAGUGCAUCGAUGGAAAACUAAAAAUCCCUGAAUGCCAUGAAGAGCCAAGCGUACUUGAGUAUACCUUUGAUUCUGGUUCACUUCCAUCAGAAAUAGAAGAGUGCUGA